AUGGUCUCACUGCUCUUCAUGCGGCAUGUAUAGAUGACAAUCUGGAUAUGGUGGAGUUCCUGGUAGAGCAGGGGACAGAUGUCAACAAAGGGGAUAUGGAAGGUUGGACACCACUCCAUGCCACUGCUUCUUGUGGUUUUAACAGUAUAGCAAAGUUCCUAAUAGAUCGGGGAGCUGAUCUCUCCUUAGUUAACAAUGAUGGUGACCUAGCCAUUGAUAUAGCAGAUUCAGAUGAAAUGGAAAGUUUAUUACAAAGAGAAAUAGAAGCUAAAGGUAUUGAUUGUGAGUCGUGUCGAAAUGAAGAGGAGCGGCGUAUGUUAGAAGAUGCUCAGAUGUGGCUUAGUAGUGGUUACUUAGCAGACAGACCUCAUCCAAAGACUGGAGCUGUAGCUUUACAUGUGGCGGCUGCAAAAGGCUACAUCAAAGUUAUGAAUUUGUUGUUAGAAGCUGGUGCCGAAAUUAAUGUACAAGAUCUAGACGGUUGGACCCCACUCCAUGCAGCCGCACAUUGGGGGCAACGGGAAGCUGUCGAAAUUUUGUGUGAAAAUAUGGCUGAUAUGGAUAUUCGAAAUUUUGUGGGUCAGAGUGCAUUUGAUGUUGCAGAUAGUAGUUUAUUACGAUUAAUGGAUGAACUUAAGAGAAAACAGGCGGCUCAAAAAUUAGUAACUCCGAAUAAACCAAUUCACAAAAAACGCAAAACCUCACCCCACCCAGAUCACAGCAACAAGAAAGAACGAGAGGAUCAGCAUGAAUCAGAUGGUACGUCUGGUGAUGAAUCUUCAUCAGAUGUGGAUGAGGAAAGUAGUGAAGAAACCACCAGUAGUGACAAUAGUGAUUCAUCAGAGUCAGAUAGUGAAGAGGAGGAGGGGGAGGAGAAAGAUUUGGAGGAGCUUAAGAAUGUUUUGGGUAGAUACACUCGUGCACUUAGUCCUCUGAAAUACCUAGUUGAGAAGAAGAACAAGGUCAAUAAGGAGAAUACCACCCCACAGAUCAUUCCGACCAAUGCAGUAUCAGACAAGAGCAACGCCCGAACACUUCCACAAGCUCGAGCAGAGAACAAUAUGGAUGAAUCUGAAGUUCAGUCUUGGAGAAGACCCUCAUCUCUUAGAAAAACAAUCCAAGAAGACAAAAACCAAAAAGAGGAGGUAUCUCGAACUAUACCAACUCCAGCACGGAUAAGCAAUAAGGAAAAUGAUGACAGCACUAUUGGGAAGAGAGUCAUUCCAGCCGAGAAAGAUGAGAGCUCUCUGAGUGCCACCCGAGAGAGACUCAAGGCGCGGUCAUGCCCGGCUCUUAGUCAGUUGAAGGAGGAGGAAGGGAGGGACGGAGGAGGUGGGGUGCGGGUUUGCUCCCAACCCCUAUCCCACUCUGGGGGCAUUACCUCCUCCGGUGCCUUGUCCUCAUUCUCUCCUUUUGCAACUUCUCAGCGCCUUUCAUCCUCAGACAUUAAUCUGCCCUUGAUAAAAUCACAUCCUGAUCCACCUCUCUCCUCACUGCUACUCUCCAUACCGAAUAACCAGUCAGUAAUUACAACUCCAACGUUAGUUACUCCAGUCACAACUCUUGCAUCUUGUAAUGUUUCAUCCUCUAGUAUAUCUGCAGUCACCCCCACCUUUCCUAUAUCUACUCAUUCUGCAUCUUCAUCUACUGAGGCAAGUAAUUUAUUAACCUCACUUGCAACAGCAACCACCACUGCCAUAGCAAUACCAACAUUAACAUCUGAGACUCAAACUACAACCAUAAGUUUUCCAUCACAUAAACCUGUAGGGCGCUCUUUCUCUUCUCCUGUUUCAUCCUCUGUACCUAUUCUUUCUUGUAGCUCUUUACAUGCUUCAGUACCUCUUUCCGAACCUCCCUCCUCCUCCUUCACCGUCACCACCACCACUACCACCACCACUACCACCACAACUGCUGCCCUGGCCUCUCUCUCUACUAACCAAACUACUAACAACAAGGACCCCCGACUGCUGGCACGGUCCGCAUCCCUCAGAGAACGCAUUCAGAGGAAUCAUAUGGAUAGCAUGGAGCCACUUGUUUCGACCGGUUCAGUCCUCACAACCAACACAUCAUCUUCCACACGCUCAGUUGGCAGGUCGUUUGUGCCGCCGAGCCGUGAUGAAGAGAGUGAAACCCAGAGGAAAGCUCAUGCUAAGAUGGUACGGUCAACCCGGAGAUCAACGCAAGGAGUCACUCUUGAGGAUAUCAAAUCUGCUGAGCAACUUAUGAAGAACAAACAACAGCAGGUGCCUACAUCUAGUCCAGAGCCUAAGGAAACUUCAUCAGCCCCCACUGUGCCCACUUCCACUUCGUUAGGUUCAUCCACAACCACCCCACCCUCACCGUCAUCCAAGCCAAAGCCCGAGUCACCUACCAAAGCAGAUGAGGAAGAAAGGCGCCCAUCAUGGAGGUUGAAGGUUGAUGAUUCUGAUAAGAAUAGGUUCUCCCUUGAAAAUGUUCGAUCAAAAGACAAACCAGACGUAGAAAAUGAUACUGAAACGGUUACGGUCCAGCUGAGAAAAAAGAAUACUGAAGAUAAAGUGGAUGAAGAUAAAGAGAGUGAGCGUAACUCACAGACGAGAGAAGGUACUCAAGCUGCAAUACAGAGACGGAAAAAACCGAAGAGACGUUCUACGGGUGUAGUUAAGGUGAAUAUAGAUGAAAUAGACCCUGAGAAGAGAGCUCAGCGUUCAUCAGAACAGCAACAACAGCAGCAGCAGCAAGCAGAUGAAGGGAGUGAAGAGGAAGAGGGUGAUGACAAAUUGUCCGUGAAUGAACGUGGAGAGACAGCAAAAGGUUCUACCACUUCUUUGGGAUCGGCCAUCAACAGUCGACCAUCUUCUCGGUCAUCAUCUGUUGGGCCUGAAAAUGGUGACAUUGAUUACAAAAAACUAUAUGAAGAGCAGUUGGAAGAGAAUUUCAGAGUUCAUGAGCGCCUAAGAGGUACAGAGAAUGAACUACGGCAAGCCAGAGAAACUAUCGAUCUCAACAACAAAAAGUGUAACACACGCCUCGCAAUGGCUGAAGCAGAUAAACGGGAAAAACGAGCCUUGGAGCGUAAACUUUCAGAAAUGGAAGAGGAAUUAAAGUUAUUGGAACAGUUGAAGCAAGAAAAUCAACGGUUGAAAGAUGAAAAUGGGGCACUCAUCCGUGUAAUCAGCAAGCUCUCAAAAUAGUGAAAAACCUUCAGCUUCUGAUUAUGUGGCUACUGUUGUCACAGAUGUUGUGGAUAUCAGUUUAGGAACCCACAACUUAAUCCAGUCAUUACAGUAUAUGCUUCAUGGAAAUCCUGUGAGUGAUUCAAGGGAGAUCUGCACCUUUUAAGUCGCAAUAAGCUCUUUGAAAUUUGUAUUAGUUAUUAAAGCUGGCUCACUGCCCUUGCCAUAUUCUAGGUCCUGUUAUGGUGACCAUGCUUUAUUUUUCUAUCUUGAGUAUAUUGCCUAAAUAACUUGUCUAUGUAGGCUCAGUAUGUGUGGUGUAGGUGCUUAUACUUUGCCUCACAAAUUGGUUGAAUUAAGUGUUAUAUGGUGAAAUGUAAAUCUGCCAGUUGUCUCCCCUAAAUGGUAAUGUAUGCCAAGUACUUAAUCAGUAGAGUAAAAUAAUACAAAUGAUGCUUAAUAUCCAGUACACUAAUAGGAGAAUCUGUCUUGUGGAAGGAGGCGCAGAUUAAAUCAGUUUCACUAUAUAAUAGUUGCUCUUGAAGGCAGUAAUACCCAGAGAUUUUGGUAUAUUCAUUAGUUUGUGCUUUGUGGAUGCUGGCUGAUGAACUAUUUGCUUGAAUAUCUCAUUUGCAGGCUCAGGCAUGUGAGAAUUCUAGUAACAUGUUCAUCUUUGAGCCAGUGAGAAAUUCACUGAAGCAUAUUUCCUAUUAUCUAUCUCUAGUGAAAUAAAAUUAAAGACUCAUACUCACUGAUUGUCAAAGACAAUCUUUCUAUUCUUUUUAUACUUAAGGAGCAGUAUCCCAGUAUACUAAGACAAAGUUUCAAGUCUGAAUUGUGGGAAAGAUCCCAAUGACACUCACUCGGCCAGUGGCUACACAUGUCCCCAAAGCCAAGUAAAACAAAAAAUUCAUGUAUAUUUGUGUGUUUUUUGCUCCUGUAUCUAAGCUUUGCAUUGUUCAUAAACUUCAUGUCCUCUUAUUGUAAUUACAAAUAUAGUAUUGUUGGAGCAUAUUACCAGCCAUUGAUUGGCUUAAUGAACCUCUACUGUCCAAGACCCAACUCAUCAGUGGCCCAGGCCAGUUCUGCUUUUGUUCAUUCAGUAUUGCUUGUACAGUAUCCAUGCUGGAUGCGUGGAGAAGACACUGUACAUUAUAUGGUGUUGAAGAAUUGUAAUCAUCUACUUUGUUGAAUUGCAGGUGUAUAUAGAAUUUGCACUCCUUGCUGAACUCAACAUUGAAUUUAUAAAUUAUAAAACUAAAGCAUAAAUUAUGCUACUAAUAGUUAUAAUUCCUUAAUGGUUCACUAAAAGCAACCUUAAAUGCGCAGAAAUAAAUUAGUUUUUUUUAAUGGAAUUUCGUGUAUACAAAAUGUAACUGCCAAAGGCAAGCAUAUUUAAUUAAUAAUAUCAGACUCAAUUAGGCUCAUGAUAGUGUUAACCAGCAGCCUUGAGGUAGUCACUUUCUCAAGCAUUUUAAGAUAUAUUUGUUCAUGUGCUACAUUAAAUUCUAAUUGUGUAUAUUGGGGUGGACACUUCUCAUUCUGUAAUAUUAUAGACCAAAGUUGUGUUAACAUAUAUACUAUGAAUAAUUUUACAAAGUUACAAAAUAUCUGUACUCUAAUUGAUUCUCAGUCUACACUUCAGUUAACAUUUGUGCAUAGCUGCCUGGUAAAACCAGAUGAACCUGUCUUAAUCAACUUUGUCAAGGUUCAUAGGGAAGUAUUUGACUCUAGGAAUUCUAAAUGCUUUUUCUUGUGUUAAGUCUUGUAUGUUUUUUUUUUUUAGUGUUUUGUCCAGCAGAUCACAGUGGGUCAGAUUUAAACCUGUAUAGGAAACUUUGUUUUUAUGUGAUUUGAAACUAUUGUAUAUUAAGAACAAUUGUUAUAUGUUAUACAUAGAGUAAUGAACAUAUACAUAUUAUACACAGAGUAAUAAACAUCAUACAUGUUGCAAUAUUAAUGGAGUGCAAAUAAGUGUAAUCACCAUUAGGUGAAUGUUCCUCAAUGGUUAUUGCAAAAAUGUAUGGAAAUAGUGAUUGGUAAUUGUUAAAUACAUAUACAUAUAUUGAGACUUGGCCAUUCAAGGUGUAUUAAGAAUGUAGAAUGUAACCUAAGCAACAAUUCUUCAGGAGGAAAACUUUCCUUGUAUUAAUACAUUAUUACCUACCAUUUCCCAGGUGCUGCAUGACCCCUAUGGGUUUAGCGCUUCCCCAUGAAUAUAAUUAGUCAAGGAGAAAAAUUUACAUAUAAAGUGGAAUUACAAAUUUUCACAAGGACUUCCAAGGUGCUUAAUUAUUAGGUUGCAUUAUACUGUAAUUAAGUUCCACACACUGAUGAAUGAGCCUUACCUUAGUACUAUUUAGGAUACACCAUUUGGUACACUGGAGCUCUGCAUUGUGCCUUAACCACCUGGUGAUGCAUUUUACUUUUUUUUUUUUUUCCUGUAAUUGUGUUCAUUGUAAUACUUAGAUUGUACUAAGGUCAUGCAUAGUGAUCUCUUGUCAUUUUGAAGAAACUGAGCCAAAUAAUUUGGGUAACAUUGCAAAUGCUCAUCUUUUGUGACUACCCAAUGAGAUUCUGUGCCUUUGUGAAUACAUAGAAAAUGAGGUCAUUUGAUUCUGUGAAAACUUGCCUUUGUAUGCGCUGUUGUAAUCUAAAAUGUGUAAAAUAGCCUGCUGUAAACAUACCUGUUUUGUAAAGCAAAAAAACCAUAAGCCAACAAAGGUUGGUUUAUUAAAAAAAAAUUAAAAUUUUCAUGUAUGUUAAUUUUAUCACUUUGUAACUAUGCUACAGUUUUUCAAACACAUUUCAAGGAUCAGUAACCACGGAAUUGUAUCCUAGUGGGUUCAGAAUAUGAUUAUUGUAGUAGAAAUUUUUGUGGUAUAAUUAUGAAGUGAAAUUUUGUAGAAGAGCCUAGUCAAAGUCAGAUUACCUUUGUAGGCUUAAUGUUUAUCAGACAUAAGUUGCUUCAUAUAUUACUAUUAAAUAAAACACAAACACACACACCCAAAUUCAGGAGUUGUGACUCGACUCUUUCAAUCACAUAUAGGCGAGUACGCACGCACAUGCACACAUACAUACAACCCCCCUUCCCCCCAAUCCUACCUUUUCUCCUCCCCCCCUCCACACAAUAUAUAUAUAUAUACACACACACUGUAUAGUACAGAUCAUUGAAGUUAUUUCCCAGAACAUCUUUUUUCAUGACAGUGCAUAAAUUAUGUCAAGUGCCUUUCUAUUGUAAUUAUUAUCUCUGAAGAAACAGUGAUUUUAACUGCUAAGUUAUUGUUCUAUAGGUCAUGAACUAUUUGUAAGAUUAUCAUUCAAUGGUCUUGCCACAUUGUCUGUAAUUAUCUGCAAUAGAUGGUAGUCAUUUUUCUGAAAUCUUACAUAAUUAUAGCAAAUAUUUAAGAAAUAAAGAUAUUUUAUAGUUAAAA
Cherax quadricarinatus is the source of this 6589-nucleotide messenger RNA. NCBI's taxonomy places the organism in Eukaryota, Metazoa, Arthropoda, Malacostraca, Decapoda, Parastacidae. The record is from RefSeq and is a predicted model, not a curated record.